Molecule: messenger RNA, 672 nt
Organism: Vicia villosa (hairy vetch)
Lineage: Eukaryota; Viridiplantae; Streptophyta; Magnoliopsida; Fabales; Fabaceae
Exons: 5
Coding region: 39-530 (163 amino acids)
Biological process (GO): regulation of DNA-templated transcription
Cellular component (GO): nucleus
Source: RefSeq, a predicted model, not a curated record
UAGAAUCCCCAUAAUUUUUCUUGAUUGUGUUCAAAACAAUGUUUGUUAUUCCAAUUCGAUGGUGUCCCCCCACCUCUAACAUGGAACUCGAUUCCUCUUCACCAGACAUUAGUGAUACUGAAGUUGAUGCUAGUAGAAUUUCACCAACUAAAAGCGGAAUAUCUUGUCACCAGUGUCGGCGAAAAACAAGCAACAUUGGAGUCACAUGUAAGAAUCCAAGAAAUGGAAAGCCGUGUGUCUUAAAAUUUUGUCACAAAUGUCUCAAGAAUAGAUAUGGUGAAAUGGAGAAAGAUGUAGGUCUUUUGAUUGAUUGGAAAUGUCCAAAAUGCAGAGGCAUAUGCAACUGUAGUUAUUGCAUGAAGAAAAUAGGUCAAAAACCUACUGGUGCACUAUCUCGUACAGCCAAGGCAUCUGGUUUUGAAUCUGUGUCGGAAAUGCUUAUCAAGAAAGCUUCCGAAGAUUUAGAAUUGAAUAAAAUUAAUAAUAUCGAAGUUAUACCUUCAAAUGAAACUACUUCAGAGAAGGUGUAACUAAAAUUAUGUUAAGAAGCAUAUUGUCAAAGUAGCAAGAGAAACAUGUGAAGUCACUUGAUGAAAUUAACAUUAAUAAGUAUCAAAGUAUAUGCAUUGAAUGCAAGUGUUGAAGUGAUGGUUUCAAUUUAUCAAACCUCCA